Messenger RNA from Penicillium malachiteum, 801 nucleotides. RefSeq names its product proteasome core particle subunit alpha 4 (gene pre6). Gene Ontology annotation, biological process: ubiquitin-dependent protein catabolic process. Lineage: Eukaryota; Fungi; Ascomycota; Eurotiomycetes; Eurotiales; Aspergillaceae. The record is from RefSeq and is a predicted model, not a curated record. The transcript is spliced from 5 exons. The coding region runs from base 1 to 801 and encodes 266 amino acids. Gene Ontology annotation, cellular component: proteasome core complex; proteasome core complex, alpha-subunit complex; nucleus.
AUGUCCGGCUACGACCGAGCUCUUUCAGUCUUCAGCCCUGAUGGGCACGUCUUCCAGGUCGAGUAUGCGAUGGAGGCCGUGAAGCGAGGAACAUGUGCCGUUGGUGUCAAAGGCAAGGACAUCGUCGUCCUCGGUUGCGAGAAGCGCUCCGCCCUCAAACUCCAAGAUACCCGAAUUACCCCCUCAAAGAUCGCCUUGGUGGAUGACCACGUGUGCCUGGCUUUUGCUGGUUUGAAUGCCGAUGCUCGUAUCUUGAUCGACAAGGCUCGUUUAGAAGCCCAGUCGCACCGCCUGACUGUGGAGGACCCCGUCACCAUCGAAUAUAUCACCAAAUACAUCGCCAGUGUGCAACAGAGAUAUACACAGAGUGGUGGUGUGCGUCCAUUCGGUAUUAGUACACUGGUCGUUGGUUUUGACAAGAAUGACGGCACACCGCGUCUGUACCAGACUGAGCCGUCAGGUAUCUACUCGGCUUGGAAAGCCAAUGCCAUCGGCCGAUCCAGUAAGACGGUCCGGGAGUUCCUUGAGCGUAACCACCAGGAGGAUAUGGACCGGGAGCAGACUAUCCAGCUGACUAUCAAGUCAUUGCUGGAGGUCGUGCAGACAGGUGCCAAGAACAUUGAAGUCGCUAUCAUGGCCCCUGGUCAGCGGGUUGAGAUGCUGCCAGAUGACCAAAUCGAGGCCUAUGUCAAGAGCAUUGAGACUGAGAAGCAGGAGGAGGCAGCUAAGAAGAAGACUGCUCGUGGCAGUACUACUACCACGGCCAUCCUCACCCGACCCGGUGGUGAAUCGACCGAUUAA